This is a messenger RNA of Aphidius gifuensis, 733 nucleotides long. Its product is annotated as histone H1-like. The record is from RefSeq and is a predicted model, not a curated record. Lineage: Eukaryota; Metazoa; Arthropoda; Insecta; Hymenoptera; Braconidae. Gene Ontology annotation, biological process: nucleosome assembly; chromosome condensation; negative regulation of DNA recombination. Gene Ontology annotation, molecular function: nucleosomal DNA binding; structural constituent of chromatin; double-stranded DNA binding. Gene Ontology annotation, cellular component: nucleosome; nucleus. Bases 44 to 733 code for a protein of 229 amino acids. The transcript has a single exon.
UAUCGUCAUAACUGUAACAUUUUCUACGAAAUUUUUUAUUAUCAUGGCUGCCACAACUGCAUCACCGUCACCAUCACCAACUCCACCUGAUGUUAUCACAUCAGAUGACGUUGAAACUGCAAUUGAAAAAAAAACAGCAUCUCCAAAAGUUUCCAAAGUGAAACAGCCAAAAAUAUCCAAGGAAUCAAGUGCCAAGGCAGCUGCUCAUCCAAGUACUGCUGAUAUGGUCAAUUCAGCAAUCAAAGCACUUGCUGAUCGUAAAGGAAGCUCACUUCAGGCAAUUAAAAAAUACUUGUCAUCUGAAUACAAACUUGACACUAAAAAACACGCAAUAUUCAUUCGUAAAUAUUUAAAUAGUGCUGCUAAUACUGGUGCUUUGGUACGAACCAAGGGCAAUGGUGCUCUGGGAUCAUUUAAAAUUGCUGAUGAUGAGCCUGUCAAGAAGCCAAAAGCUAAAAUUAUACAAAAAAAAACAGUAACAAAAAAAAAUGAUGCUGUUAUUAAAAAAACAUCAGCUAAAAAAAUUACAAAUGGUGAUAAAAAAAUUGAUAAAUCUCCAACAAAAAAACCUGCAGCUAAAAAAUCAACUGAUGAAAAAAAAAGUAAACCAAGUCCAAAAGCUAAAAAAGCAACAAAAGGACCAUUAGCUAAACCGAAAAUUCCAAAAGCUAAAAAAACUGCAGUUACAACAAAAAAUACAAAAGAAACUAAAGUUACAUCUGAAACAGAGUAA